Triticum dicoccoides is the source of this 1093-nucleotide messenger RNA. RefSeq names its product calmodulin-binding protein 25-like. The record is from RefSeq and is a predicted model, not a curated record. Gene Ontology annotation, cellular component: nucleus. The coding region runs from base 111 to 836 and encodes 241 amino acids. Gene Ontology annotation, molecular function: calmodulin binding. Lineage: Eukaryota; Viridiplantae; Streptophyta; Magnoliopsida; Poales; Poaceae. The transcript has a single exon. Gene Ontology annotation, biological process: response to osmotic stress.
CACACCAUCUUCCACCUGUACUACACUCACGAUAGCCGCACCUGCGCUGCACGCCGGCCUUCCAACUUUAACGUGCUUCACUUCUCAUCGAUCAUCAUCCGCCUUGCCGUAUGGAUGCCAUGUCAUGCCUGGCGCCGCCACCAUCGGCGUCGUUCCUCUCGGCCUCCUCGCCCGGGCCGGCCUACUACACCGACGCCGCCAUCACGCAAGCGCUGCACUUCUCCUCUAUGUCCAUGCCCCAGCACGAGUACGCUUACUCCCCCGCAGUCUCCUCCCCCUCCUCCGCCUCGGGGCCCUCCUCGUCCUCUCUCCUCGCGGACUUCUCAUGCGGCGCCGGGGACAGCAGCUGGUUCGCCUCCACGGCCGCGCCGCCGAUGGGAUCGCUCGCCUGCGACUCCGUCGCGCCGUCCACCCCCGUCCGCGCCACGGCGAACAAGAGGCGGGUCGGCCUUGGGCCCAACGCAGCGGGCGCCGGCCGGGCCGGGAAGCGGCGGGCGAGGCCGUCAAAGCGCGCGCCGACCACGUACAUCAGCACCGACGCCGCCAACUUCCGGCUCAUGGUGCAGCACGUCACGGGCGUCCAGGCCGAGCCCGGUGCGGCAGACGGCAGCGUCCUGCCCGCGUCGUCGUUCGACGCGUCGUCCCCCGCCCUGCUGCUGGAGCUGGACUGCACCGCUUUCGACUGCGCGUUCGGGGACGCGCUGCGGCUGCCGUCGGACGACGACGCGGCGGCGCUCCAUCGCCACCACCAACAGCAGCUGGUGCAGCAACAGCAGCCGUGCUUCCCUACGCUGGACUCGUGGAGCGUCAUGUACGAGAGCAGCCAGCUGAUCUAGACGAUCAAGCUCCACUCCAUUUGCGAGGAAGCCUGCUGCUCAUGCCGGCAAUCGAAACCCUGACUUCGCCUGGACGGUAGAAGAACACAAAGUAGAUAGUUCACCUACACAGACUCAACACCACACAUUAUCUCAGACAAGACUAGCCAGGACUAAUGUAAGCAUACCGCCACGAAUUAGGGACUGUUUGGUUGGUUAGCAAAGUGUACCUUGCCAAUAUUUUGAAAAGAAAGGGGUUCCCCCGCCACAACUUUUAU